GAUCUCUCGCUUCUACUUCGCCCUUCACUCUACGCUCCAGUACCCACAGCCCACAUCGCAGCACCAUUUCUAGAUGCUUCACACCAACCAGCCCCCGACACCGAUCUAGAAGUUCUGCUCUCACAUCGACGAUUCAUCCACGCCGCCGACAAAGCAACCGAUAUCCUAACCUCUGGCUCCGUUUCCCCCUCCUCCACUCCAAAAAUCCUCGAAUUGCUCUACACACGCUUCUCCUGUCUAGUCAUCUGCAACCAGACCGCCCUAGCCGCCAAAGAAGCAAAACCCCUGAUCGAGUUGCUAGCAAGAGAAAGCGCCACCUACACACGCCCGUAUCGAGAAGUAUUUCUCUCGCAGGUUCCUUGGUCAUUGCGUCUUUUGCUGCUUAAAUUGCAGGGACAAGGUGCAGAUGUGCAUAGACGAACAAUCAUGGGAUUGUAUGCGUUAUCAACCGAAUGCCGCACUCUAGCCGCAAAAGCAAAAGCCGAGUCCGACGAUGCAAGUUUUGCAAUGUGGAAAGCGAGGUUACAUGACCUAGGUCUCCGUGUCGCUGGCGAAUUACUCGAAAUGGGGGAAUUGGAAACCGCAAAGAGGCAUUUGGAUACUUUGUCCUCCGACACCUCCAACAUCGACGCAGAAGAAGAAAAAGUCAAAAUGUGUAUCCGCAAAACUCUGCUCUUGCUCAAACUCGGCGAUACAAGAGCAGCUGAGCAAUGUCUCGCCUCUGCUUCUUCUGCAGCAGCAAGAACAGACGCAGAUCUGGAUAUCCAACUUCAAGUCCUCACCGCGCUAUCUUCCCUCUAUUCCUCUUCUCCCACCACCGCCCUAUCCUCCCUUUCUUCCUUGGCAGCCACUCACCCUUCUCAUCCCCUAAUCUCCCACAACCUAGCCAUUACGCAUCUCUACACCAACAACGUCGUCCUCGCCUCGGAAAUGCUAGAAGCGCUGGUCUCACGAGAUGAGAUUGUUUUUCCAACGCUGCUGUUCAAUCUGUGCACGAUGCAUGAACUGAGGAGCGACAAGGCCAGAGACAGGAAAUUGGAUUUGGUGGAUGCGGUGGUGGGGUUGGGUGAUGAUGGGGCAAGAGAAGGAAAAGGUGUUGGUGGGUUUGAGAAGGCGAUGGCGGAGUUCAAAUUG
Messenger RNA from Aureobasidium namibiae CBS 147.97, 1134 nucleotides. RefSeq lists its product as uncharacterized. The transcript has a single exon. The record is from RefSeq and is a predicted model, not a curated record. Gene Ontology annotation, molecular function: protein binding. Gene Ontology annotation, cellular component: Golgi apparatus; TRAPP complex. NCBI's taxonomy places the organism in Eukaryota, Fungi, Ascomycota, Dothideomycetes, Dothideales, Saccotheciaceae. The annotation marks the transcript as partial.